AUGGCCGUGGCCGCGCUCCCGCCCCGGCCCCGGCCCCGGCCCCGGCCCCUGCUGCUGCUGCUGCUGCCGCCAGUGCUGCUGCUGCUGCUGCUGCCGCCGCGCGCCGGCCGGGUGCGCGCUGACAGUAAGGUGUUUGGUGACACGGAGCAGGUGCGUAUGACCUCGGAGGGCUCUGACUGCCGCUGUAAGUGCAUCAUGCGGCCGCUGAGCAAGGAUGCUUGCAGCCGCGUGCGCAGCGGGCAGGCCCGGGUAGAAGAUUACUACACUGUGGAGACAGUGAGCUCGGGAACGGACUGCCGCUGCUCCUGCACAGCACCACCCUCCUCGCUCAAUCCCUGUGAGAACGAGUGGAAGAUGGAGAAGCUCAAGAAGCAGGCACCGGAGCUCCUCAAGCUACAGUCCAUGGUGGAUCUCCUGGAAGGUACCUUAUACAGCAUGGACCUGAUGAAAGUGCAUGCCUAUGUCCACAAGGUGGCCUCCCAGAUGAACACACUGGAAGAGAGCGUCAAGGUGAACCUGAGCCGGGAGAAUGAGGUAGUGAAGGAGAGCAUGCGCCACCUGAGUGAGCAGCUGAAGCGCUAUGAGAAUCACUCGGCCAUCAUGAUGGGCAUCAAGAAGGAGCUCUCCAGCCUGGGCCUCCAGCUGCUGCAGAAGGACGCAACCUCUGUCUCAGCCGCUGCCCCAGCCCCCGGCCCUGCUAGCAAGGCUCAGGACACAGCUGGAGGGAAGGGCAAAGACAAUACCAAAUACAGCAACAUGCAGAAGAGCUUUGUUGACCGAGGUCUCACCAAACCUAAGGAGAAGCUGCUAAAGGCAGAGAAGCCAAGGAAGGAAGGUGGCAAGGGCAGAUUCCCCCUGCCCACAGCCAAGCCCCGGACCCUGGCCCAGCAGCAGGCCGUGAUCCGAGGCAUCACCUACUACAAGGCAGGCAGGAAGGAGGUGUCCGAGGCUGUGGCCGAUAACGCCCUCAAGAGCACUUCCUGGCUGGAACAGCUGCCGCCCAGGUUGGAGGGCAGGCCACCAGAGCCCAACUCAGCAGAACAUGAUGAGGCUGGGCCCAGGGCCUCAGAAGGAGCAGACUUGACCUCUGACACCCCCAGUUCAGAUCCGGCCACCACCCCCACCCCGACUCCCACCACCCAGCCCCAGCCCACCAAGCCACCUUCACACCCAGAUGUCCUAAGCCAAGGCAGAGAGAUGAGCUGUGAGGGCACCUUGCGGGCCGUGGACCCCCCUGUGAGGCAUCACAGCUAUGGACGCCAUGAAGGAGCCUGGAUGAAGGACCCCUCCGCGAAGGAUGACAGGAUCUAUGUCACCAACUACUACUAUGGGAACAGCUUGGUGGAGUUCCGCAAUCUGGAGAACUUCAAGCAAGGCCGUUGGAGUAACAUGUACAAGCUGCCCUACAACUGGAUCGGCACGGGCCAUGUGGUGUACCAGGGUGCCUUCUACUACAACCGUGCCUUCACCAAGAACAUCAUCAAGUAUGACCUGAGGCAGCGAUUCGUCGCUUCCUGGGCGCUGCUGCCCGACGUGGUAUAUGAAGACACCACUCCCUGGAAGUGGCGUGGCCACUCAGACAUCGACUUCGCCGUGGACGAGAGCGGCCUGUGGGUCAUCUACCCCGCUGUGGAUGACCGCGAUGAGGCCCAGGCCGAGGUGAUCGUGCUGAGCCGCCUGGACCCCAGCGACCUCUCCAUGCACCGGGAGACCACAUGGAAGACACGGCUGCGGCGGAACUCCUACGGGAACUGCUUCCUGGUGUGCGGCAUCCUGUAUGCCGUUGACACGUACAACCAGAAGGAAGGCCAGGUGGCCUAUGCCUUUGACACGCACACAGGCACCGAUGCCCGCCCGCAGCUGCCCUUCCUCAACGAGCACGCCUACACCACCCAGAUCGACUACAAUCCCAAGGAGCGGGUAUUAUACGCCUGGGACAACGGCCACCAGCUCACCUACACCCUCCACUUCGUGGUCUAGCCCGGACCUGUGCUCACAGGAGAGGAGUGGCAGGGGAUAUGGGGGCUCCCCCACAGCAACUCCUGCAAGGGGCUCCAUCAGCAAAAUUUAUUGGAGUCUAGGCCCGGGGCAGGUGCUAGGCAUGUGGUGCAGCCAGGAUAAAGCUUCCUUGGCACCAGGUGGAUUAAUAAUCCCUUCCACUUGCAGAGCACUAUGCCAAGAGCUUCACAUGCACAAACCCAUUCAAUCCUCCCAGUAGCACCCUCAGAGAUAGAGAUAUUUAAGCCCAUUUAACAGAUGAGGACACUGAGGCUCAGAGAGACCAUAUCACUUGCCUAAGUAGCCUCAGUUUGGAUCAGGCAAGCCAGGUUGUCACAAUAGCCCUAUUUUACAGAUGAGGAGACCUGACCGUGCUCCCCUACACCUCCAGGCCUCUCCCCACUCUUCUAAUUUCUCUUGUACUCUCAACUCUCACUCAAAAGCAGAGGCCUCUGGGACCUAUGCACUCGUGCUGUUGGAGGCUCCGCGCUGUGUACCACCCCAGGCCCCCGCUCUAGCUGACAUGCUGGUGGCCCUGGGCUAAUGUUCCUGCUCCUUGCCUUUGGUCACCCCGCCACCACCAUCCACCUCACCCUCUGUCCAACCACAUUCCAAACCUCCAUGGUCACCCAGCCACUGAGCAUAAACCACACCCCGAGGAAAAAUACUGGCUCCUGUUCCAAGGUCCCCUCCCUCCGCAUUUAUGUUUACUUUCUCUUACUGCUCCUCAGUGCUGUCAUUUGUUUCUGCAGCAGCAGCUGAGGAGGAAGCAGGCAGCUGCCUGCCAGGCCCAACUCUACCAGGGUGAGGACCUGGGCCAGGUCCCUCUCCCCCCAGAAGUGCUGGCUUUGGCCCCACAUACCCGGGCCCUGGGACCUCUCCUCAGCUCCUCCCAGAGCCUUUGGGCCCGGGCUCCAUGUUGUCCUUUCUCUCUGGACCUUUGAACCCACAACCUACCUGCACUCAGGGAUACCUCCAGGUCUGCCAUGAGCAAGACCCUGCACCCAGGGCUGGGGUGGUGCCAGGAUGAAACAGAUUCCUUCUUUGUCACUCCUGACCCGGCCAUUUGUUGGAAUGGCCUAGCAGUUUUUGGCGUGGUUAGGGGUCCUGGAGGAGGCAGAGAUCUAAGCAGUUGGGUCCAGAAGAGGCAUUGGACCUUAUGAUUGCAGGGAAGUGCUUGAGGGUGGAAGCUAGAAAGGAAGGGGAAGGAGGUCUGUGGACUGGGCUUUUCUAGGCUUCAGAGUUGUUGGUGCCAGGCCUUGGGGCUGAGGAGGCACAGGUGGACCAUCUGUUACCUGUGCUGCUGGUGGCUCCCCUGAGCCUCAGACCCAGACAGUCCACAGGACAAGCCUUUAAGCCUGUACCUCAUCUGCUUUGGAUAGUAGUAUUUUUAGAGCUAGGAAGUUCACCAGUCCAACUCCCUGUUUCAGCAAAGGAAAAAGAGGCCCAGAGAGCUUUAGAGAGUGGCUUGGGCCACACUGAGCAACAGGACACAGCUGAUCUUCCAGAAGGGCUUUGUCUAUAGCCUGCAUUCUUCCUUCGAGGCAGCUCUGCCUGGGAAGGCCACAGACUACCGAGCACACAAUCCAUCCCAACACCUUUGAGAGUAUUUACUGCUGAUCCCGACACCACCCUCUGUCCCUACUCCCCUCAUUCUGUCCCCAUGCCAGCUCAUGCACAUUUGUGUAUUUGAACACCCAGCUGCCAUGUUAGAAAAUUCAGCUGCAAACCUAAGAGUGGAAGGAAAUGCAUUUUGUGCAGAAGACAUUUCUUUCAAGCAUUGUCAGGUGAUGUUUUAUUUAAGCUGUAACUCACCCCUGAAAUAAAGAGGAAUGAUGAUGGCCAGCCAAGCAAGGCCUGACUCAUAGUGGUGGACACAUCCAGCCUCCCCCACCCAGCCAUCGGCGGGCUCCACUGAACAGUCUCUUCAGGGGGCUGCGUUUCCCUUGGCCCUGGGUGUGGGUUUUACAAGACUGUCUUUCAUGAUAUCACAGCCUAACCAUGCAAGAAAUGUUCAGACUCCUCUUGCUCAUUAGUCUGAGAAAAAGGAAAGAAAGGACGAGAUUUGGGAAAAUUAAAGGGCAAGCAAGCUUGUUUUCUGGGGAAGAUGAUGCUAGCUGCAGCCUCCAAGCAUUCACUAAGACCCUUUUGUUUUUCAGGCCUUAGUAUGUGGGUUAUGUGGUAGAUAGUUCUUUUGCUCACUUUAUAGAUAGUCAAACAAGCCCAGACAUGGGUCACUUGUCAUGUAAGCAGUUGAGUGGAGAGCUGGGUCUCAAAAUCAGGUCAUCUAAUCAUCACCACUGACUGAGCAUCAGGUGUGCCAAGCAUGCCAGGUGCAUAUUCUUGCAUCAUCACAACAGGGAAAGUGCCCAUUUUAUAGACGAAGAAACUGAGGUAAAGGGACUUACCCAGACUACCCUUAGUCUGUGGCAGAUACGGGUUUCAGAGCUGGUCAGUACGUGUUGUUUGCCAACUGCAUGGCACUCCAGGAGCAGCUCCAGAAGUGGUGGCUUUUAUUCACUGUGACCAGGCCACAAACUGCAUCCACAGAGGAGACCCAAGAAAGAGGUUGGAGUCAGCUUGUAAAGAGCCCUGAAUGUCAAACCAAGGACUGCCUCCAAUCACAUUUAGAACAAAGUCAAGUAUAAAUUAACAGAGAAAAGAAAAUUCUAAGACAAUUGGAAUUUAUUCCAUUGCUGAUGGGAGGCAGGGACAGGUUUUUGUCAUGGACUUUAUUAUAUUUGGCAACAAGUACUUCAAAUAAGAAAGGACCAGGACUGGGGAGCCCCAGUGUUUCUUACUGACCUUGGAUGUGAAGGCAAAGGAAGCUGUCUCCGAUGUUCUGAACACAUGAAGGGGCUUUGGCUACCACCUUGGAUUCCCCCGUAGAGAUUACUAGGCCUGAAUAUUUAAUUUGCUCUGUCUGCGGAGGAGAGAAGGGAGCCUCUGCCUUGGGGGCAGCACUAUAAGUGAGGCUGGGGUUUCCCUGGGAGUAAUUUGAGUGUUCCUGAAAACCUAUGUUCCAAAGCAUCAUUUUUUCUUCUUGACAGCAUUGGAAACCACUCUGGUGACAGGAGGACACAGCACUGAUGGUUGACAGGGAGCCUGGGCAGGAGUUAGAGAGGCCUAGGUUGGGAUCACUCUGCCUCUUAUGUGCUGCAUGCUUGGGCAGGGUAGAGACUGAGAGAGGGGACAGAUGUCAACUCCCUUUUAUGACUGAAGACCUGCAGCUUAGCAAAGACUUGGGCCAGCUGAGGACCCAAGCAGCACCAUCCUAGAGCUAGAAGGCACUUUUACACACAUUGUUACUGACGCACCCAGGAACCCCCAAAGUUGGCCUCACUUUUCCUCCCUUCACCCCCCUAUUACCCCCAGGUGAUGAACUGCAAGUUCAGAGAAGUUAAGCAACCUGCUCAGGGUCAUGAAUCUAACAAGUAGUAGAGUCAAGAUUUGAACCAGGUCUGUUUCUACACCAAAGCCCCAAACUACCUGUUGUUAGUACUCUUCUAACAAGUCGUGUUUCCUCUUUUGCUUUGGCAGCUGGGAAUCUCAAAGUCAAAUUUGAGAUUACUUUUUAACAAUUAUACUGAGUCACCGAGUGGGCUCUGACUUCAUUCUAGCUUUCUGCUUUAGCCUUGACCCUGAUCUGUUUAUUUUUACUCUAUUGUAUUAUACCUACAUUUGUAAGUUGCCACAAUACUUUUUUUUUUUUUUUUUUUUUGCAACAAGGUGGUAUAUACCUAAAUAAAUACAUGAUCAAAAACUCUGUUUGAAA
Canis lupus familiaris (dog) is the source of this 5773-nucleotide messenger RNA. RefSeq names its product olfactomedin like 2A (gene OLFML2A). Lineage: Eukaryota; Metazoa; Chordata; Mammalia; Carnivora; Canidae. The record is from RefSeq and is a predicted model, not a curated record. Gene Ontology annotation, biological process: signal transduction. The coding region runs from base 1 to 1980 and encodes 659 amino acids. The transcript has 8 exons.